Molecule: messenger RNA, 1611 nt
Organism: Aspergillus steynii IBT 23096
Lineage: Eukaryota; Fungi; Ascomycota; Eurotiomycetes; Eurotiales; Aspergillaceae
Exons: 2
Coding region: 1-1506 (501 amino acids)
Source: RefSeq, a predicted model, not a curated record
AUGUUCAUCCCCUACACUGGCCCCUCCUCGAAUAAAGAUGCUAGCACGCGUCGGGCCGUCAAUGCGUUCAUUGCCGCAGAUGCCGGGGCAAAGCGACGACUGCGCAAGGGAGAGUCCACGGUAAAGAAGGCGACGGGGACUCUGCAGUGGGUUCAAGUGCCUGGUUCUCGCGACCCACUGGAAUCGUCGGACGAGACCCGUAAGGAUCGUCGUCGAUCGCGCACUGACAGCUCACGCCGACCGCUGUCCGUCAGGAAGCCGCUAGGGGGCGGGAGAUUCUACCCCAUCGAAGGCAUAGGCUCCAAGGGCCCUCUCACAUUGCAUGCUCUCAGUCACUAUUUCGAUAUCCUCCUUCCUCACGACGCGAACGCUCUCGGGCUGGGUGAGGCUGCAAGGGGCUCCUACACUUCUGGACUCCUCUCCUGGGCAUCUCAACAUGACGUGAUCCUCCACGGUCUGUCGGCCUUCACACUGUGUAGUGUAGAGAGUCAGGAUAGCACAGGGGCAACCAGUCGUGCAAUUCUGUAUCAUCGCAACAGAUUGCUUGGAGACCUGCAUGAGAGGCUCUCGCGUCGGCAAGUGGAUGAUGUUUUAAUCCAGGCAAUAUGUCUUCUCAUUCCCGUGGACGACUAUCUGGGAUAUGUUGAAUACGGGCCGGUGCACUUGAAAGGCCUCCGGGAUGUUGUUCAGAUUCGUGGUGGGUUCGAUGAGGUAGGGAGCUCGGACGCAAAUGCCUUUGGAAAGAAUCUGCGAAUGAGCAUGCUCGUGGUCACAAGUAUGGUGGAGUUUCACUUGCAAACAAACAUCUCGGACGAAUCUCUGGAAACUCUGAUGCAGUCGGAAAUCACUCUUCAACAUCCACGCGAAAUGCUGGCAAGGAUUUCGAAUCUGCCCAGUGGCUUUCGGAAAUUGUUCCUCUCCGGAUAUGUAUCCGAUGAGAUUUUUGGCAUUGUUGAGAGUUAUGCUCUUUGGCGCUCAAAGGUCCAGGACAUGGACACCACAUCAAGAGAAACCUGGCGAUACUCAAGUUCUUGCUCUCUAAACAACCUUGAGAAGUGUAUUGUGGUGGCAUUGGCAUGUUUGGCAGAUGAUAUCAGCGCCAUGGGUACCCAUCCCGCGGCACUUAUCUUUCGAAAGCCAAAGCAGCGUGCGCAGGUUCUAGCAACGGUCUCUGAGUUAUGGAAGCAACCGGCAUUAAUUGACUGUAUGAUUUGGAUGUGUACUGUCAUUUCGACGCCACGGAACAAACUGCUGUUCUGUCAGGAUGCGCAAAGGCAGCUUUUGAAGAAGUCGAUACAGUAUCGGUCCCCAUCGCACAACUGGGGUCAGGUCCAGGCUGUAUUGGAGCUCUUCAUGUAUGACAGUGCGCGUGAAUCAAACUGGAAAGAAGCCUGGAGCUGGGCACUUAACGACCUCGGCAGUGUUGGAAAAGAGACGCUUGUUUGUAUACCACGUCUAGCCAAGCAACCAUCUAACAGGUUCGAAGCUUGUCCAGCCUCAGCUUAAGCCAACCAACUGCAUUAAAAUGUCAUGAAAAAUACUGUGUUCAUAGUGAAACUUUCGUUUCUGGAUUGUGGCGUUCUUUCUUUCAUGGGGCACCACUAGCUAGCG